Punctularia strigosozonata HHB-11173 SS5 is the source of this 987-nucleotide messenger RNA. RefSeq lists its product as uncharacterized. NCBI's taxonomy places the organism in Eukaryota, Fungi, Basidiomycota, Agaricomycetes, Corticiales, Punctulariaceae. Gene Ontology annotation, molecular function: DNA-binding transcription factor activity. The transcript is spliced from 3 exons. Gene Ontology annotation, biological process: negative regulation of DNA-templated transcription. The coding region runs from base 30 to 761 and encodes 243 amino acids. The record is from RefSeq and is a predicted model, not a curated record.
AGCUAAUAUCGCUGUUUCACUGCCUCCUCAUGGAAAAAUCAGACCUCGAGACUUACCAAGUACAACUCGACCAGGUGGAGCUCGCACUACAGAGCGACCCUGACAACGCCGAACUAGCCUCCCUGCGCUCCGAACUCAAGGAGCUUAUCACUCUCACCCAAGAGCACCUAGCCGCAUCAGCAGCAUCGACUUCGACGUCAGCGAACAAGGCUAAAACUUCCGUAACCCCUGCAUCUUCACAUACCUGGUCUGCGGGCAACGAUUGCUUAGCCAAAUACUCAGGUGAUGGACAGUGGUAUCCUGCCCGAAUCGUUUCCGUUGGCGGCUCUGCGGAGAACAGGAUAUACAGCAUCAUGUUCAAAGGCUACCAUACUACAGAACUUGUCAAUAGUUCUGCGUUGAAACCUCUGCCGCUCAACUACUCAGGUGCCGGUCCUUCCGCGGGAGGAGGUGCGAAGCGCAAGUUAUCGAAGGUGGAGGAAGAGGAGAGGGAGAAGAAGAAGAAAAAGAACGAAAAGAAGGCAGAGGUCAGGGCGCAGAAGUCCAAGGAACAGACGGAGAAACAGGCAACAUGGCAGAAAUUCGCAAAGAAGAGCGAGAGGAAGGGCAUCCAUAUUGCUGGCGUGGCUGGUACGAGUAUAUUCAAGACGCCCGAUAACCCUAUGGGCAAGGUUGGAGUUACGGGUAGUGGCAAAGGCAUGACGCACGUCAUCACUCCAGGGAAGCACAAGUUCGUCCCGGAGGACGAACCCCAAGCAUGAAAUAGCAUCUGUCGUGGAUGAGGUCAUGAAUAUAUGUGCACAGGUGGAACAUCAUAAGUGAUGCCUCACUUUUCAUUUGCUGAGUUAUGGUCACAAAUCACCUACUUGUCUCUAUAUGCAUCAUCUAGUCGCGACAUGCCACGUCGAAAGCCACGCUUGCCAGCGUCAUCUGCAGACGCCUCUGUACGUCUCUAAUGUAUCUCACGUCGGGAAUUGCACUCAUAAC